AGAUUUUGUUUACUUCUGAUCGCGGUACUUCUGAUUUUAUUCAAAAAUUAUUUACUAUUUAAUUUUACUAAAAUCCGCUAAAAUCAAAAGAAAAAGUCUACAUCAACAAAAAUGGAUAUUGGAGAACUUCUUUCAUUCAAACCGGAGCAGACUCCGAAACGCCCUUCAGAUUUUGAUGAAGACGACGAAGAUUCGCCGGAAUACAGACCAGUUGCGACUGCAGAACCACCCCCAAAAGUAAGAAGAGAAAAUACAUCAAACGCACGCGAUACACCGCAAGUGUCUCAAAAGGAACCGCAAAUUAGUGAACAGGAACGACUUGACAUUCUAAAGUAUGUCGAAUCAGAAGAAGCUGAAGGAGAAGUUUUGGAUGAGGCCAGUUUGAAGAAGAUUUUGCUGUUAUUCGAGAAGAGGGUGCUGAAAAAUCAGGAAAUGAGAAUAAAGUUUCCCGAGAAUCCUGAAAAAUUUAUGGAAAGUGAAAUCGAGUUGAAUGACGUGCUACAAGAACUUCAUUCGGUGGCCACCGUUCCAGACUUGUAUCCUCUGCUAGUGGAGUUGAACGGCGUUUCCAGUCUGCUGGAACUUUUAUCUCAUCAAAAUACGGACAUAAGCGUUGCGGUGGUAGACUUGAUUCAGGAGCUAACGGAUUUGGAUAUUUUGCAUGAGAGCUUAGAUGGUGCCGAAACCCUUAUUGAAGCAUUGAGGAAUCAACAGGCGGCUGGCCUGCUGGUCCAAAAUCUAGAAAGAUUAGAUGAGACUGUGAAAGAGGAAGCCGAUGGUGUUCACAAUACUCUUGCUAUAUUCGAAAACUUGAUGGAGAUCAAAUCCGAAAUUGCUAAGGAAAUAGCAGAGCAGGGACUGAUGCAGUGGAUCUUGAAACGGUUGAGGAUGAAGAUACCGUUCGAUGUAAACAAGUUGUAUUGCAGCGAAAUUUUAUCUAUACUUCUACAAGACACCAACGAAAACAGGAUCCUGUUGGGUAAUUUGGACGGAAUAGAUGUUCUUCUGCAACAAUUGGCCGCCUACAAACGCCACGAUCCAUCGUCAACAGAAGAACAAGAGUUCAUGGAAAACCUUUUCAAUAGUCUAUGUUCCGCUCUAAUGGCAACCGAGAAUCGAGACAAGUUCCUGAAAGGCGAAGGGCUCCAAUUGAUGAACUUGAUGCUUCGGGAGAAAAAGCUUUCCCGGAAUGGAUCACUGAAGGUGCUCGACCACGCCAUGUCCGGACCAGAUGGUCGCGAUAACUGUAACAAGUUUGUAGAUAUCCUUGGUUUGCGGACUAUUUUUCCCCUGUUUAUGAAAACGCCGAAGCGCAACAAGAAGCGUCUCUUGAGUACGGAUGAGCACGAAGAACAUGUCGUGUCAAUUGUGGCUUCGAUGCUGCGCAAUUGUAAAGGUGGCCAAAGGCAGAGAUUGUUGACCAAAUUCACCGAAAAUGAUUUCGAAAAGAUUGAACGGUUGAUGGAGCUGCAUUUCAAGUACCUGGAGAAAGUGGAAAUUGUAGAUCGUGAAGUUGAUCAACAAAUCAACGCUGGAGAAAUUGAUGAAGACGAAGAUGCCAUUUACGUGAAGCGACUUUCGGGAGGGCUCUUCACUCUACAGUUAAUUGAUUACAUCAUACUAGAAGUAAGCUCAACUGACGUGGUGAAGCAGCGAAUUCUACAAAUUUUGAAUUUGAGAAGUGCGUCUAUGAAAACCAUUCGGCAUGUCAUGCGAGAGUAUGCUGGUAACCUCGGCGAUGCCGGUGAUUCUGACUGGCGAGACCAAGAGCAAGCAUAUAUUAUCCAGUUAGUUGAUCGUUUCUAAACUAUAUUACAAAAAUGAAAUAAAGUAUUACAUUUCAAUAAGCUA
Messenger RNA from Armigeres subalbatus, 1851 nucleotides. Its product is annotated as beta-catenin-like protein 1. NCBI's taxonomy places the organism in Eukaryota, Metazoa, Arthropoda, Insecta, Diptera, Culicidae. The transcript has 5 exons. The record is from RefSeq and is a predicted model, not a curated record. Bases 112 to 1806 code for a protein of 564 amino acids. Gene Ontology annotation, cellular component: spliceosomal complex.